AUUGGAAGUUACCCUGUCGCUUUCGUAGGUAAAGUUUACAUCGUCAAUGCAAGUUGCAGCUGGGCGUAGACGGCUACGAUUUUCGACAGCGAUCGUUUGUUAUCGAACAAUAUUUGCUGUUUGAAUGGCUGGUUGGUUUUUUAGUUGAUACACAUCAUUCAUAAGUGGAAAUAUAUUCUUAUUCUGAAGCUGUCAGAACUGGUACACUCAGGUCACUAUGGCAACUGGGCCAGGCACUACAACAGUCCCCCCUGAGUCAGACAUAUUUGAUUUGCCAAAAUCAAGCAAUCCAACAAAAAAGUCAUGGACAGAAUUGAGAACUGCAGUUAGAAACACAAGGCGCAUGCAGACAUCAUUUGCAAACAAGGUGCCUUCAGAAUUUGCUUUCCGGACUAUACAGACUGAGAAUGCUUCAUUUUCGCGAUUGUAUUUUCUUGGUGUUUACUCCACGGGAAGGGAAAAUACAUUGCUGUACACGGACAUAACAGACCACGGUUGCAUGGAUACGGAUGUUGUGCUUCCUUGGCAGCCUAUGCUGGAAUCGUUUCAGGCGACGCCACAUCUUGGAUUGUUUUCAAAAGAAGAACAGUUGUUGCGAGAAAGAAAACGUCUUGGUGCUUUCGGAAUAACAUCGUAUGACCUUGAUCUCAGUAGUGGUCGAUUUCUAUUUCCUGCUUGUAGUAGUUUAUUUACAUUUACAGAUUCAUCACUUAAUCUACCUGUAUUUCCAGAUGAAAUCAGUAACCACUGUAAUGGUUCUAGGAUGGAUGCCAAACUAUGUCCAAGUAAUAAUAACAUUGUAGCGUUUAUUAAUAAUAGUGACAUAUGGGUUGCUAAUGUGGAGCGUGGAGAAUCAAAAAGACUUACAUUUGUACAUAAAGGUCAAUGUUCUUUAUCAGAAGAUCCUAAAAGCGCUGGUGUCGCCUCGUACAUUGUACAAGAAGAGUUUGAUCGUUAUACUGGUUACUGGUGGCAACCGCAAAUGACAAACAACAGUGACGGAUCACAGACGAUUCAGAUUCUUUAUGAGGAAGUUGACGAAAGUGGAGUUGAGAUUUUACAUAUUAGUUCCCCAGCUAGCGGUGACAAAGAUGUAGAUGAAUACCGAUAUCCUCGAGCUGGGACUGCAAAUGCAGAUUGCUUAUUGAAACUAAUAGAAGUAAAAAUAGAACAGAAUGGCAAAAUUGGUACCGUCAUAGAUAAAUAUUUAUCUGAAUCCCUGAAUAGUCUGUAUCCAUGGUUGGAGUAUACUGUGAGAUGUGGUUGGACUCCUGAUGGUAACAAUGUGUGGGCUCAAUUAUUAAGCCGAAACCAACAGAGGCUAGUAUUAGUCUUGAUACCAUUGAAUUUUUUUGUACCAGUUGAUUUGGAUGUAGAGAUGAAAGCACCACAUGCUGAGGAAACCAGCAUCAAAAUACUAUUUGAAGAGGAGUCUAACGUGUGGCUCAAUGUACAUGAUGUGAUGCAUUUCUUUCCGCAAACCAGUGCGAGUGAGAUCAGUUUCAUCUGGGCAAGUGAAAAGACAGGAUAUAGGCAUCUCUAUUACAUUACAUCAUCGUUACAGUCGUCUGACAAUUUGACGUCUGAUUCGCUCUUAGAUACGAGUCAUUGUAAUCAACCAAAGGUGUUAAAAUGUCUGCCUCUCACAUCGGGUAACUCAUCAGUAGGUGGUAAACAGAUAUGGGUAGAUGAAGUAAAACAUUUAGUCUACUAUAUUGGUUUACAUGAUACACCAUUGGAAGAGCAUUUGUACGUAGUGUCUUAUAUAAAUCCCACAAAACCUAUAAGAUUAACAGAGUUAGGAUAUUCCCAUAACAUUGCUAUGAGUAAGAAUUGCGAUUUAUUCGUCAGUGUGUUUAGUAGUAUUGCAUUGCCACCAGCAGCUAAGGUAUACAAACUAAGAAUAGAUGAUACUGAAUCAAGUGAACCGUUAGCAUGUCUUGUCGGCACACUGCUAUCAGAACCUACAGGUUUAUAUAAUCAAUACCAACCUCCAGAACUAUUUACAUAUGAGAGUGAGAUGAGUAAAUAUUGCAUGCAUGGAAUGGUGUACAAACCACAUCAUCUUGUCGCUGGAAAGCGGUAUCCUACUGUGGUGUUUGUGUACGGUGGGCCACAGGUACAGUUAGUGUCAAAUUCAUAUAAAGGAGUCAAGUUGCUACGGUUACAUACAUUGGCCUCGCUGGGUUACGCGGUGGUCGUCAUCGAUGGAAGGGGAUCUUGUAAUCGCGGUUUGGAUUUUGAAGCUGGGCUGAAGCACAGUAUGGGUACAGUUGAGAUAGAUGACCAAGUGGAGGGUUUACAGUGGAUAGCUAAUAACACAGAUUUUAUAGAUUUGAAUAGAGUAGCCAUACAUGGAUGGUCCUAUGGUGGAUAUCUGUCUUUAAUGGGAUUGGCACAGAGACCAGAUGUCUUCAAGGUAGCAAUUGCUGGUGCCCCUGUGACAUCAUGGCAUAUAUAUGAUACUGGAUAUACAGAGAAAUACAUGAACACACCAGACGCAAACUCACAGGGAUAUAAACAAGGAUCCGUAUUACAGUAUGUCAAUAAUUUCCCAAAUGAGUAA
Molecule: messenger RNA, 2566 nt
Organism: Saccoglossus kowalevskii
Lineage: Eukaryota; Metazoa; Hemichordata; Enteropneusta; Harrimaniidae
Product: dipeptidyl peptidase 9
Biological process (GO): proteolysis
Molecular function (GO): serine-type peptidase activity; dipeptidyl-peptidase activity
Source: RefSeq, a predicted model, not a curated record